Molecule: messenger RNA, 4252 nt
Organism: Dimorphilus gyrociliatus
Lineage: Eukaryota; Metazoa; Annelida; Polychaeta; Dinophilidae
Source: the annotation of a GenBank genome assembly
AAGAGUCGAAGUCAUUCUACCCAGAAGCAUGCUACACUCGAAAAAUUCGUUUGUACUAAGCGAUAAAGAAAAUUUUUUCUUCAGGUAAUCAAAGUCUUUUCAUUAACUAAAGAAUCUUGAAAUUGAAUUUAUGAGUCUUUUUUUUUAAAAGUGAUUAUAACUUUUCAUUUUAUAUUCAAGAUAAAAUUUUUAUGUCACGUUUGUUGAAAGUAAAAUUACAUCUGUGACUAAUAUUUUUUUAUUAAUAUAUAUAUAGUAUGUCAAGGUUUCUUAUUUAAUAUUGAAAAUAUUGAAAACUGUUACAACUACAACUUCCGGUUUCAGUUAAUUAUUGCGUGGUUGGUUCUUUAUUCUGAUUGAGAGGGAAACCGUCUCUUUUUCCAAAUUCUGAAUGCCUAUUUUCUUCAGUUGAAGGUAACCAAAGCCCACCUCACGAUUAUUAUUACGUUUAUAUCUGUGUCUAAGGAUCAUACAUCGCUGGCAUUCUAAUCGUGACUAUGUGUCAUCAGAAAAAUUUUGUCUGUUGAGAUCUUACACGGUCAUUGCUCUGAUUUCAAUACUGUUUCAUUCACUGUUCGUUAAAGGGAGCAUACCAUCUUCCUGGAAUGACUGUAAGUGAGUGCUGUAUGAAGAUAUUUGGAAUUUAGUACUCCCCUUAUCAAAUUCUCACAUGAUCUAAAUAAUUCUUCGUGUAAGCUGAACCAUGUUAUAGCAAUUCGUCAUAUUAAAAGUUAUUGUACAAAAGAAUGCACUUCAUGAAAAUUAAACGCCGUCGGAGCUGCUGUCGUCCUCUUGGUGUUUCAUGUUUACUUUGUUCUAUAUUGAUUUUCGAAGUCAUUGAUUAUUUAGCGUGGGGAUAUACAACCUUCUGGAUAGCCGAACCACUAUACAAAUUCAAUUGGCCAUUAGAUGUAGAUCUCGUUGAUGUUGUAAAUAAUGUUUUGGAAAAAAAUGAUCCUGAUGUGGAGAUCCUAAACAGAUACGAUGACCUAGGUCUCAAAGCAUCUCCGGAAAAGUGCUCUUCUGACAUUGACCUUCUUUUUGUUGUGAAGUCGGCAUUUAAUAACGAAGAUCGUAGGCAAGUUAUAAGAAGUACUUGGGGUAGUUCUAAAUUUUCGGGAUCGUAUAAUUUAAAUAUUAAGACAAUAUUUAUCGUUGCAUCUUCCGACAAUGAAGUGCACAACAGGAAAGUCCUACAUGAGUCAUCAAUUCACAAAGACAUAGUAUUAUUUUCAUUUAAGGAUCGUUAUUGGAACAACAUAUAUAAAGUUUUUGGUGAAUAUGAGUGGGUUGCGGCUAAUUGCAGUGAAACCAAGCAUACUUUUUUUGCUGAUGACGAUUGCUUUGUUUGCAGUUUGGCUUUGUUUGACUAUAUACAAAAGUCAUCACGAUAUAAUUUUAAUCAUUUAUCUAUUGGAUAUUUAAGAGAAAGAAAUCCUUGCAAUAGAAAGGCUUUAUCAGCGUGGCAGGUUACACUAAGGGAGUAUCCCUUUCAGCACUAUCCUCCGUACUUUACUGGAGGAUCGUAUAUUUUUUCAACAAAGUACGUUGUUCGCCUAGCAAUUGGUAUGAGAUAUACAAAGUUCUUCCGCGUAGAUGAUGCUUAUAUUGGAAUAGUGGCUCACAAACUGAGAGUGCCAUUAAAGCAUAGCAAUCGGUUCAUCUUCUACUCUAGAAGCUAUGAUCCUCGGGUGUUAAGGACUAUGAUAGCGAGUCAUCAGUUUGCUGACCCGUCUGAUCCUAAAGGCGGCAAGAAACUUUCUAAAGCCGAAAAAGAAAAACUAAAGAAGGAAGAAGCUGAAAGAAAAGCUAAAGAAGAAGAGGAACAAAAACUUCUGGCUGAAAAGGAAGAGGCAGAAAGAAAAGAACGGGAAGCUUUGGAAGCUAUUGAAAGAAAAAAGGAAGAGAACGAGGAAAGAAAAAGAAGAAAAUGGCAAUUGGAGGAAUUAGCAGAAGUUUGGGACAGAAAUGUUCAAAAUCUAGAAGAAUUUGCAAGAAUAGCUAGGUCAAAAGCAAAAUGGCAAAGAUAUAUGUCCUGUGAAUGGCCCGACCCAACUUUAUUACCCGAGAUCAACACUUACAUAAAUCUUUGGAGAGAGGAUAAAUCAUCAAGCAAUAUUGAUACAGUGUUAGCAGAUAACAAAAAAUGUUUAAAUUUAAUUGAAGAAUUACACACUAUUUUAAGAGUUACACCAGAAAACGAGAUUAUAGAAGAGCAAAAGGAGCAAUAUAAUCAGACUAUCGUUGAAUUAGAAGAGAUAUUAAUGGAAAAACUAGAAAAAGCAACAUACAACGUAUUCCUAGAAUCUUAUAAGUUUAUUGAUUCCUCUUCGUUGAAUCUCGAGAGAGUUAUUGAAAAUAAUAAUUUAACGCUUGCUUGCUGGGGGAAUUUAGCUAAGAAUGCAAGGAUAAAAUCUUAUAAUUUCGAAGAAAUUGGAUUUCAAUUUGAUAUUCCUAAAUUGAAAUUGGAUGAUAAUGCAGAUUGGGGAAUAAGAAUUCUAGUAACAAAUUACGAUCAUUACUCCCAUCACUGUAAAACUUUUUAUCCAAGAAUUAAACCGAAAGCUGAACCGACGAUAAUUGAAGAAGAAGAAAAGAAGGAAGAUGAAUCGGAUGAGAAGGAGGAAGGUGAGGCGAAAGCAGAUGACGAAAAUGAACAAAAAGUUGAUAGGGAGGAAACUUUGGAUUUGGAUCAAGCAUUAAAAGAUUUAGAAUCGGGAGAAGGUGAGAAUAAAGAUGAAGAAAAGGAGGAGGAAGAGGAAAAAGACAAAGAAGACGAUAUGGAAGAAGAGCCAUUACAAAUUCCCACCCCUGAUAUUCCUGAUUUCGAAGAAUUUGACGGUGCCGAAGACGUUAUAGAUUUGAGAGCUUUUCAAAUUCUUGGUGGAAUUUAUCACUUUAAUCUCUGCCAACUACCACCGCAACCAAGAGCACUGCAAAACUGUACUCUAACGAAAGUGUCCAAUCCUGAGGAGUUGGUCUACGUACCGUAUAAAGCUCAUUACGAAGAGCCAAAGGAAGAGAACGGAGAAGAAAAGAAAAAGAACGGAGUAGAAUUGGAAGAGCAGAAGAAAGAUGAAAAACUUCCAUUACUUAUAACAUUAACAUAUAUAAAGACUAUUGCUAAUUUACAUAAUAAGAACUCUGCUCUUCGUUUCCUUUUAAGUUUACCGAAGAACGUCUAUUUCUGCGAAGAACCUCAAGUUGCUAGAUGGAAUGAAAAAGAUAAAGAAUGGUCCGUUGAUGGUUUUUACGAGCAUAAUUUCGAAGAAGAGGAGAGAAGAUUAACUUUUAAGAGUUUGUCAUUUGGUACUUUCUCAUUAGUUCAGGAUGCUCAUAUAAAUAUGCCAUUUCAAACUUGGGAAAUUAGGCCAAGAGAUGUUAAUCACGUUCUCAUAACUGUUAUAGCAGCUAUUAUAGAAGUAGAAAUUGAAGUAAAGAACGACUGUUGCGCAUUAAUAGCACCCUCCGAUAAAGAGGAGCUUCAAGAAUUAAUAGGAAAAUUCCUACCAGUUGAUCAAUUUAUAACGAGAAUGAAGGCAGCCGGUUUAAAUCUUUUCCCAGAGAGCGAUUCAUAUAAGUAUGUAAGCGUACCAGAUAAGGUUAGUAACUAUUUCUUUUUAAGUUUUUAAUAGGAAAAUAUUAAAUACAACCUAUAUACCUUAUUACUAUUAUCAUCAUUACUAAAUAUUAUACAAGUUAUAGGCCUAUAAAGUAUAUUUUAUUUAGUUUUAAUAAUGCAAUUGUGCCUCAUAUAGGGAGGCUCAAGAGUAGUAAGUUGGCAACGAAUAUUCUAUACUCUAUAAACUUUUAUCUUCUAAAUAAAAAAUUGAAUUAUCAGCAAUUUAUUCCAGAAAUUUAUUUAUAGAAUAUUUAUGAUAAAAUACAAUAUCCUUCUUCUUGGUAAAUAACUCUAUUGCAUAUAUAUUAGAACAUCUGCAAUGUAUCUAUAUACAAUAUGAAUUUGCCCAAAAGCGAACUAUUAUACUAAUCUAUUAACAAUUCUAUAUUAAGAAGAAGAACAAGAAGAACAAGAAGAACAAGAAGAACAAGAACAAGGAGGAUAUUGUAUAAAUCAUUAAUGAAUUUUUUCUUUGAAAAUAUAAAUGACUAUUUAAUAACUAAAAAAUUGCUGAUAUAAGAAUUUUCUAUCAUUAAUAUAAAGAAAACACUAUAUUUUUUUUUUGCACAAACAACUGCACCAUUUUUUUUCCUUUUAUACAAACAACUGUUGGAUAUAUUUGAAUAAUUU